Clunio marinus is the source of this 246-nucleotide messenger RNA. The record is from the annotation of a GenBank genome assembly. Lineage: Eukaryota; Metazoa; Arthropoda; Insecta; Diptera; Chironomidae.
AUGAAGCCAGAACAACAAGUUUUCCUACUCAUAUUAAAAGUUUUGUUAAAAGCACUAAAACAAAAGAUAAAACCAGUAAUCUCAUUUACAUUUUACAGCAUUUCGUUAAAUGCCUUUUGUCAUGUGACACUGUUUACCACUCUAAAUAUUGAAUUAAACUUUUGCCCUUUAAAUAUACUGUCAAAUGUUAAAACUAAAGAAAAAAUCUUACCAAACCCUCCGAGCUGCGAAUUCUCGGAAAUCUAA